Molecule: messenger RNA, 1761 nt
Organism: Saccoglossus kowalevskii
Lineage: Eukaryota; Metazoa; Hemichordata; Enteropneusta; Harrimaniidae
Source: RefSeq, a predicted model, not a curated record
AUGAAUCAUGAAUUAGACAGAUGCAGAAUCUAUGCUAGCAAGCCAUACACUGACAAGGUGCAACUGAUAAAGACCAGAGGACUGUGUUUUGGAUGUCUAAAAAAGGCAAGUCAUCUAGUUAAGGACUGCAACAGGAAGUUAACAUGCGACAAGUGUCAGCUGAAACACCCCACUGUAUUGCACAGAGAGAAACCCUUUGUUGAGACAGAAGCCAAGACUGUACAAACCUUGGUGGGCAUGAUAGAUGCAGAUUGUCAUGCAAUGGGGCAUAAAGACCUUGCUGGUAAACCCAUCAUAAUUCCAGUGAAGUUAAGGUGCAAGGCAACAGGAAUAAGCAUAGAAACAUACGCAUUCAUUGACAAUGGCAGUGACACAGUUUUCUGUACAGAGAGAAUUAGCCAACAACUGAACAUUAGCGGACCAAAAACCAAAUUAAACAUGCGUACUAUCAAUGGAAACAAAAUAACGGACACUCAUAUGCUGAGAGGAUUAGAAGUUUCAGAUUUAGAUGGACAUAAUACAAUCGGACUCCCAGUAACCUACACUCAGAAGGAGAUACCAGUGUCUAAGAAAGAUAUACUGUCACAAGCUGACAUAUUGAAUUGGUCAUAUUUGCGUGAUGUGCGACUACCUAGCAUCGAGGCAGGCAUAGAUCUUCUGAUAGGCAACAAUGUUCCUAAAGCCUUUGAACCAUGGGAAGUUGUCAAUAGUCAAGGUGAUGGUCCAUUUGCUGUACGAACUGUUCUAGGGUGGGCAGUGAAUGGAUUCCUUACAGGGGCUGGAGAGACCAAGGAUGAAAUGUUUAUCACGGCUAAAGUGAAUAGAAUACAAGCUAAACCAUCAUUUGAUAGCCAGUUAGUUGAAUUCUUUAACCACGAGUUCAGCGAACGAGUCAUAGAUGACAAACCAGAAGAUUCUGUGGAAGACAAGAAAUUUAUGAAGAUGAUGGAAACAGAAUGUCACCUUGUUAAAGGUCACUAUCAGCUACCGUUGCCAUUUCGUGAUAGAAACCAUGUAGUACCUAAUAACAGACCUGCCAUAGAACAACGGUUGAAACACCUGAAAAGAAGGUUUGUGAAGGACCCUGAAUACCAAGAGGAGUAUACUCAGUUCAUGGAUGGUAUACUAGAUAAAGGGUAUGCUGAACUAGUUCCAGCAGAACAGCUGUCAAGUAGAAAAGGGAAAAUAUGGUAUCUUCCUCACCAUGGUGUACGCCACCCACAGAAAAAAAGGCUACGUGUAGUCUUUGACUGUGCAGCAGAAUUCAGGGGUACAUCAUUGAAUGAAAUGCUAAUGCAAGGCCCAGAUUUAACCAACUCAUUAGUAGGAGUACUUACUUGGUUUCGACAAGAGCCUGUUGCGCUUAUGUCAGACAUACAAGCUAUGUUUUCACAAGUGACUGUACCAAUAGAGGGCAGAGACUACCAGCGCUAUUUAUGGUGGCCAAAUGAAGACAUCAAUGAAACUCCACAAGAAUACAGAAUGAAAGUGCACAUAUUUGGGGCUACCUCAUCGCCUAGUUGUGCGAAUUAUGCUUUAAGGAGAACAGCUGCAGAUAACAGAAGCAUAACAGGAGUAUGUGCAGCAAACGCAACAGAGAAGAACUUUUAUGUGGAUGACCUGUUGAAGUCUGUAUCAACCGUAAAGGACGGAAAGACAUUAGCGAGUAAUCUAAUAGAAACCUGCAGUAGAGAAGGAUUUAGACUAACCAAAUGGAUAAGCAAUGAGUGUUCUGUGUUAGAAUCCAUUCCAUUGGACUGA